Molecule: messenger RNA, 351 nt
Organism: Ilex paraguariensis (yerba mate)
Lineage: Eukaryota; Viridiplantae; Streptophyta; Magnoliopsida; Aquifoliales; Aquifoliaceae
Source: the annotation of a GenBank genome assembly
AAAAAAAUCAUGCUUCUCCUCAAAGACCUCAAAUCAUACAUACUGUUUGUGAUGAUCUCAAUCAAUGGGUUUGGGCAGAUCUUCUGUGUUCAUGCCCAAGCACUCUCCUAUCUUUGUUCCGAUGACAUAGCCAACUCUAGUUACAUAGAUGACCGCACUUCCCUCUUGGACUCUUUAUCAUCCAGAGCAACCUCCAUGGACUUCUACAAUGAGACUUUCAAUGAUAUCCAUGGUCUCUUCCUCUACAGAGGCGACAUUAACGCCUUUACUUGCCGGAAUUGUGUCACUGACGCCGGAGAAGAGAUCAUCAGGGUAUGCCAGCCGAAUAGAAACAACAAUAAUCUAGUAUGA